AUGGGGUGUAUGGUGGCACAGGAAGGAGACGAUGGGGUUGAAAGGGCUAUAUAUUAUCUAAGCAAAAAGAUGGUUGGAUGCGAAGAACUCUAUACUCCAUUGGAAAAGACUUGUUGGGCACUUGUUUGGGCUUCCAAGAAGCUGAGCCAUUACAUGCUGGCAUACCCGGUAAGGUUAAUCUCUCGAAUGGAUCCUUUGAAGUACCUAUUUGAGAAAGCAGCUCUCACGGGGAAGCUGGCACGCUGGUUGCUUAUGUUGGUAGAGUUUGAACUCAAAUAUGUCACAAGGAAGUCAGUAAAAGGAAGGGUCGUUGCGAAGUUUUUGGCUGACUAUCUGGUUGAAGGAGGAGAAGAUACCGAGUUUAAGUUUCCUGAUGAAGAUUUGAUGAUCAUAGCUGAAGACAUUUGGAGGUUGUACUUCGACGAGGCUGCUAAUCAAAAAGGGUUUGGAAUUGGUGUGCUGAUAAUAGCACCCGACGGAUCCCAUAUACCGCUUGCGUUCAAGUUAAAUUUUGAAGUCACCAAUAAUCAAGCAGAGUAUGAGGCUUUGGUGGGAAACUCGAACUUAGUGGUGUCACAAGCCAAUGGCGACUGGAAAGUCAAUGAGGAAAAGCUAAAGCCAUAUCAUCAAGACCUUGAAGAUCUCAUCCCUCAUUUCAACAAGGUAACUUUUAUUCACGUACAAAGGCUCAAGAAUCAAUUUGCGAAUGCUUUGGCAAUGCUGGCAUCCAUGAUUGAAAUCCCCGUCGGUGUGAAACUAAGACCCAUUAUGAUUGAACAAAGAGAUUCCCCGGUGUACCAACACGUUAUGGUUAUUGAUGAACCUGAUGAUGGCAACCCCUGGUAUUAUGACAUUUGGAGAUUUGUGGAAAGAGGAGAAUAUCCUGCUGACGCAAGCAAGAAAGACCCAAUUGCUCUCCAAAGGCUCGCAGCCCAAUACAUCAUCUGCAGGGAAAAUUUGUAUCGGAGAUCACACUAUGGAAUGCACAAGCUAUGUAUCCAUGGAGCAGAAGCAGAAAGAGUGAUGAAGGAGAUUCAUAAAGGAGUCUACGGACCUCAUAUGAACGGCAUGAUGCUCGCCAAGUGUGGGCAGCAUGCCCUUAGGAAAUUCCGUUUUCCUAAUGGUGAGGGCCCGUAUCGAGGGAGCGCGAGCGUGGAUGGCAAACACUAA
Rhododendron vialii is the source of this 1170-nucleotide messenger RNA. RefSeq lists its product as uncharacterized. NCBI's taxonomy places the organism in Eukaryota, Viridiplantae, Streptophyta, Magnoliopsida, Ericales, Ericaceae. Bases 1 to 1170 code for a protein of 389 amino acids. The transcript has 2 exons. Gene Ontology annotation, molecular function: RNA-DNA hybrid ribonuclease activity; nucleic acid binding. The record is from RefSeq and is a predicted model, not a curated record.